This is a messenger RNA of Serinus canaria (Common canary), 638 nucleotides long. Its product is annotated as histone H2B 5-like. The coding region runs from base 1 to 555 and encodes 184 amino acids. Gene Ontology annotation, molecular function: protein heterodimerization activity; DNA binding; structural constituent of chromatin. Gene Ontology annotation, cellular component: nucleosome. The record is from RefSeq and is a predicted model, not a curated record. The transcript has a single exon. NCBI's taxonomy places the organism in Eukaryota, Metazoa, Chordata, Aves, Passeriformes, Fringillidae.
AUGGCGAUGAAGGUCGGAGAACUAUCGUCGGAAAAGCUUGCCUCAGCCAAUAACAGUGUGGACUACUUGAUACCUAAUUUGCAUAACCGCCCUAUAAAUGCGGGCACUCAGCAGCGCACGCCAUGCUCUGUUCGAGAGAUUGUUGCUGCGGCUGUGCUGAGAGGAUUCGCUGCCAUGCCUGAACCGGCCAAGUCCGCCCCCGCGCCCAAGAAGGGCUCCAAGAAAGCUGUCACCAAGACGCAGAAAAAAGGAGACAAGAAGCGGCGCAAGAGUCGCAAGGAGAGCUACUCCAUCUACGUGUACAAGGUGCUGAAGCAGGUGCACCCCGACACGGGCAUCUCGUCCAAGGCCAUGGGCAUCAUGAACUCCUUCGUCAACGACAUCUUCGAGCGCAUCGCGGGCGAGGCCUCCCGCCUGGCGCACUACAACAAGCGCUCCACUAUCACGUCGCGGGAGAUCCAGACGGCCGUGCGCCUGCUGCUGCCCGGCGAGCUGGCCAAGCACGCCGUCUCCGAGGGCACCAAGGCUGUCACCAAGUACACCAGCUCCAAGUAGGGCGCCUCGGACCGUCACUCUCAACCCAAAGGCUCUUUUAAGAGCCACCCACCUUCUCAGUAAAAGAGCUCAUGCUGUCACGA